This is a messenger RNA of Cylicocyclus nassatus, 2739 nucleotides long. Lineage: Eukaryota; Metazoa; Nematoda; Chromadorea; Rhabditida; Strongylidae. The record is from the annotation of a GenBank genome assembly.
AUGCAUAUUACGACAUUGAAUCCGUUUGCUGACGAUAUCCCAUUGCAAAGAGACGGAAAGACCAAGGAAGAGCUGAUUUUUUAUCAGCUACCAAAGGGUGCUAAACCAAUGUGGCUGCUAAUAUUUAGCACUGCAUUUGUGGUAAACGCUCAGAUAAACAAAAAGGACCUUCCAGUACAAUUCUGUGAAGCUUUCGUGCAAUGCUCGGCAGUGGCACUACUAGAGGAACGAUUAUGCUUAGGAAAUUCGGUGCUGCGGCCUUACUGGUUACCAAGUCCUCAUGACAGAAACAAUUGUCACGAAAAAUUACGCAAUGACUACACGAAGCUAGACAAGAUGGAAGAACAGCUAGAAAGAUUAUUACUCGACUGUCUGCUAAAGCAUACAGUUCCAUUUACACCUGUACAGAGUAGUCAAUGUCAUUCAAGAGCAAUACGAUCAGCGCCGAGAUUUUCAUACGAACGCAGUAUCAACUAUGUUCCCACCCAGUGCUUUACGGGAGUCGAAAGAAGAAGGAACCGAGAGUGUGGACUAGUACGAAGUUGUUGUCCUGCAAUAUCGAGAUGCUCUACAAUCCCAACGCAAUCCCAGCUAGCCAAAUCCAUAGAUGAGACACGAAUAAAUUUGAGGAAAAGAGCCAAAGAUUGCGAGCAAGGCCUACGAAUUGAAAAGAUCGACCCUUCUAUCGGGAUCUUUGCUAGAAGCAGUGAAAACUCGGAUGAACCAAGUGGCCAUAUCAUUGUGAAUUUCGAUACGUUAGACUCAAAGAAAAAGGCCGAUAACGAGAACAAAAGUGGAAAAGUGAAGGUAAACUUUACGAAUGGAGGAAGGCAUGGCACAUUCUCCCAAGGGGAAGCCAGUGUAGUAGAGGCAAAGACUAAGAUAAUAGUAAAUGAAGCAGAUGAAGUAGUUGGUCGAGUAAGCGCUCCAGUACGAGACGAAAAUAAUGCUGAGAAGGUGAACUUCCCACAAAAUUCCAACCGUGCAAGCGAGUUGAGGGAAAACGAUGGAUCACUGACGAUUUCGGGAAAACCUCAAUUGUUGUUCCCUUCUGACAACGACGACAAGAUGGCAUUCGCCACUCGAGCAGGAGUAGUGGUAGUGAACUUUCACGAAAAGGAACCUAGUCACCCAGUUCAGUGGCCUCGAAGUAACAAAUCACAUGAUGAGUUGUUUGAACAUGCAAUGAAAAAUACGAUCGAAUACAAGGCUAAGAUACGGGAAGAAGAUCUAGGAAAAGUAGCACGCACUGGACUGGAAAGUCUAGUGAAUGCGGGACAGGCUUUUGCGGGAGGGCUUUUUUCUAGCGGAAAAGGUGCUGAUACAGCUAAACGCCCGAUGAAAGCGUCUGGAAGAAUGCACAGAAUAGAGAUGACGGAUGAUCAAAGCGAUGAAGAUGUGCACGGCGAGUUCGUCACCUCACCUCCAGUAAUUUUUGUCAAAAAGGAAGACUCGGUAAAAAACAAAGCGGAGAACUGCAGUAUACCGUCCAUGAAGGGCCAGACAAAGAAGCUCCAAGUAAUUUUGUCACUUUUGGGUGAGAAGACGGACUCAGAUGACAUGAAGGAGAUAAAGCAACUCAUCAGUGAGUGGCAGGAAAGUUUCCGAAGGAGCUCUAGAGAAAGAGACGUGAGAAAGAAAGAGAUAGCUAGGGCAUUGGAAGAGCUUAUCAAAAGGUUCGAUCGAGUGAAUUUGGAAGUGGUCAAAAAGGCAGUCCUCCUUGAUCUCGACCACCUGGAUGAAGAUGACGAACCUACAAAAAUUCCUUGCGAGAACAUACUUGUGAGAUUGAAUGACGAACUGCCAGAAGACAAAUCCAAACACAACGAAAAGGUUCAGCACGGGGUUCCAACAGAGGUUCGCGAUCAUGUCAUUAUCGAAGAUGGAGUCGAGAAGUUGAUUCUUAAUGACGGUGACAGCGCGGCAGAUUCAAAUGUAGAUCCAGCGAAUUCGAAGGUAGUUGUGGAUGAAAAGCCUUCAGCUAUCGAUGAGAAGAGCGGAAGUCAUGAAUGGUCAAAUGAAGAGUACAAGCGAGAGUUGAACAAGUAUAAGAAGGAGCACCACAUCAAUUCUACGAAUGAACCAAGGAACGAAACAUCCUGCGAUUUGUACAUGCGUUGUCGGAAUCAAAUGCACCUGGCUGUAGAUAGUUGCGCUUGGCGAUUUGCCAGCGGCAAAGUACUUCCAACAUUGGCUGAAAGUGCUGAAAGUCUCCUUUACAAGGGAGAAGAGUUGUGUGACCCAGCUCAGCAACCACUGUAUGAGGAGCUCUACGAAAUGGUGAUCAAGCGAAAUGCUGGUUUACGCAGUUGCUUGGACAAGAAGAAUGCGGCAUUUUUCGAAUCCUCAAUAUGCGUACCAUAUUCGACAGCUGAUCACAUUCGUUUCAACUCAGCAUUCCUGCGAUUACUAGGAGAUGAUUAUAAACACUCAUCACAGUGUUUCCGUGAUGCAAAUCUAAUUCAAGAAAAAUGUACGAAACUUAGAGAAUGCUGUCCGAAUUUCGACGACUGUCGACAGAGCACUAUGGAUAUCCGCUUGGAACAAGCCAUUAUUAGCAAAACGGCACAGCUCAAUGAGGACAAACAGAAGUGUCUCAAACGGAGAGCGCGGGAAGCAUUCAAAAUGACUUUGAGGGGACUACUGGGCAAAGGCGGUUGGCAAAUGCUACAGAAACUGAAACGGGGUGAACUUGAUAUGGACAUUGAUCGAGGAGCUCAGGCAAUUGCUAGGCUAUGA